GGACAGUGGUGGGAUUAUGUUACCUCUAAUGUAACAACAAAGAUACGAUUUUUAUCCUAUAAUAUGAGCAAUAUCGAUAUUUUUGGAGAAAAACCGAGAUAUGUUGAACACAUAUCAGAUAUAAUGCGUAUUCGGUUACUAAAAGAGUACGGUGGCACUUACAUUGAUAGUGACGUCAUAGCUUUACGAUCGCUAGACCCCCUCCGGCAUUAUAACCAUACACAGGGAGUAGGAAUUGUUGGUGGUGGGCUUUCCAAUGGUGUAAUAAUCGCAAAGAAGACGUCUAAAUUUCUCAACAUUUGGUUGGAGGAGUAUAAAACAUACGCCAAGGACGAUAAAAUUAAAAACAUAUGGGGCUACUAUUCUGUAACAAGGCCAAGGCAACUACUGAAGACAUACCCAGAACUAGUCAGAAUAGAGAGGGACACUUUGGUAAGACCAGUUGUGAGAGAAUAUACAAAGCUUGAAACAAGAAAGAAGGUCUGGAAAUACAGUUACAGUAUGCACGUUUGGAGACGUCUUACAUACAUACCUAAGAAACCAGAGGAUAUAAAAUUGAUAUCUAACCAGUCGCUCCU
Messenger RNA from Owenia fusiformis, 578 nucleotides. The record is from the annotation of a GenBank genome assembly. Lineage: Eukaryota; Metazoa; Annelida; Polychaeta; Sabellida; Oweniidae.